AUGACGGACCAAACCGAGGAACAAACGACAACAGUUGCCGCCGGAGAAGAUUCCGAUAUCACCGUCAAACAGGCGAAGCCGACAGUCGAUGAGACAGUGAAGAAGCUGGAAAAGAUGAGCUUCAGCAUUUGGCCGCCAACACAACGCACUCGUGACGCCGUCAUCAAGCGUCUCAUCGAGACACUUUCCGACAAAUCUGUCCUCUCCGAUCGUUAUGGAACAGUACCAGCUGAUGAGGCCGCCGAUGUCGCCAGUCGCAUCGAGGAGGACGCCUUUAAUGCUGCCUCUGCCUCACCUGUCGCUGCUAACGAUGACGGAAUCGAGAUCCUCCAAUGUUACUCUAAAGAGAUCAGACGGAGAAAGCUCGACCGUGGAAGCCUAAUCUUAGAGCUGUUGCAAACGAUCUAAAAUAUCGAUGCGUAUGUUCAUUUGACUUUUAUGGAUUUCUGUCUUAAUCGUACAUCUGUUCGAGGGUUCUGGGAUUUAAUAUGUUAUAUAUCACAUCUUCUUAAAUUUCUACUUUGAUUUCUAUGAAUUUCGCAGUGAAAGCAGUGUGUAUACUAUUCUUCGUAGACAACCUAAAUGAUUUUCCUAUUAAUAUUCGAAAUUUGAAUGUUCAUCUUCAUCCUCAAUUUACAUCAUCGAUAUGUAUCUAAUACAACUUCAUCGAAAGAAUUCAUAGAACUGUUGAACUUUAUUCACCAACUUCAGUAAAAAUUACUUAAUGGAUAAUGGAUUGAUUUCAAUAUGUCCACUUCCAUUGUUAGAUAAGGAGAUCAAAAGAAACCUUGUGAGUUGUGACCACUGAGAUGAAAAGUUGUGGUGUAUAGCAUAAAUGGUCCUAUACAAAGUUCUAGACUUCUAUAGGUCCAUCAUCUACAUCCAUAUAGCUUACAGAUCACACAUAGCUUAUAGAUCAAAUGCCAUAGAUUGAUAUUUAUGUCAUAAUACCAGUUUGCACAGAUUAGAAUUUGUUUAAAAAACUUGAAUGUGUUCUUCAUCAGUGUAAAGGCCUUGAAUAGCCUCACAAAAUAGUUCUACAUUCAGUUCAAUCUACUCCAGUUUUAAAAAUAAGUAAAUAAUCACUUAUGCC
Molecule: messenger RNA, 1093 nt
Organism: Lactuca saligna
Lineage: Eukaryota; Viridiplantae; Streptophyta; Magnoliopsida; Asterales; Asteraceae
Source: the annotation of a GenBank genome assembly